Messenger RNA from Nematolebias whitei (Rio pearlfish), 1798 nucleotides. Its product is annotated as collagen alpha-1(IX) chain. NCBI's taxonomy places the organism in Eukaryota, Metazoa, Chordata, Actinopteri, Cyprinodontiformes, Rivulidae. The record is from RefSeq and is a predicted model, not a curated record. The transcript is spliced from 24 exons. The coding region runs from base 1 to 1587 and encodes 528 amino acids.
AUGUCGGGUGUCGGACCCGUUGGGCUGGAUUGUCCCACUGCCUGCCCCUCAGGUCUGACUGGACAUUCUGGUCUUCCUGGCAUGAAAGGCCACAAAGGUGUUAAAGGUGAAUCAGGUGAGCCAGGAAGACAAGGCCACAAGGGAGAAGAGGGUGAGCAAGGACCACCUGGUGACGUUGGAGCUCAAGGACUACCAGGCCCAGGUGGACCAAGAGGCUAUCCUGGAAUAGUGGGGUCCAAAGGUGACAGGGGACCUCGUGGAAAGCCUGGGGAUGUAGGUCCUCGAGGAAUUGUGGGAGCCCCAGGUGAUCCAGGUCAAAGAGGAGCUGUAGGUGAGACUGGACCAACAGGAGUGCAGGGGGAACGAGGACCACCUGGAAUCAGAGGAGUACCAGGACCAAAGGGAGGACCUGGACUUCCUGGUCCAGAUGGACGUGAGGGAAUUCCUGGGCUGCCUGGGUCAAAGGGUCUUCCAGGGAAAAGUGGGGCUCCAGGUGAUGCUGGCCCACAGGGACUUCCUGGUUUGCCAGGAGCAUACGGACCAAAGGGGCAUGGUGGCACAAAGGGUAACACAGGAGACCCAGGAGUUGUGGGACUAAUGGGGUCUCCAGGGAAACAAGGCGAGCGUGGCGAGCAGGGAGUGGUGGGACCUGUUGGACCCAGAGGAGGACCUGGUGAACGUGGAGAGAAGGGGCCUGACGGGCCUCCAGGAUUAUCAGGAGCCAGGGGAGGCAAAGGGAGUCCAGGCCUUCCAGGACUUCCAGGCCCUGCUGGUUACACAGGCCAGAAGGGAGACAGGGGUGUAGUUGGUUUCAGUGGCCCAAAAGGAGAACAGGGCCCUCCAGGUGCUGAAGGACUAUCUGGAGAUAAAGGAGAAACAGGGGACGAAGGAGAACCAGGAGAGAAAGGAACUUCAGGCCCACCAGGAGAAACGGGAAACAAAGGACCGGAAGGCGGCCGAGGACAACCAGGCAAAGAGGGCAAGCAUGGACAGCCAGGACCCCGAGGCAUGCAGGGAGACAGGGGGGUCCCAGGCCUGCCAGGAUCACAAGGACCACCGGGGAAAUCUCCCACAGAUUCACACAUCAAACAAGUGUGCAGGAGAGUAAUGCAAGAGCAGCUGGCCCAGCUAGCGGCCAGCCUAAGCAGACCUGAAUCAGGCAUUGCUGGGCUCCCCGGCCCUCCUGGUCCACCUGGACCACCAGGUGCUACUGGAGAAAAUGGAUUUCCUGGCCACACUGGUUCAAGAGGUCUUCCUGGACUAAAGGGUCCUCCUGGAUUACUUGGUCGUAAAGGACCUAAAGGUGAUCAGGGUGACCGAGGGGACAGAGGACCUACGGUGAGGGGACCCAAAGGAGAACUAGGGGUUCCCGGUCUCCCAGGUAAACCUGGUCGCCCAGCUUACGGUACUGACGGCCGUGAUGGAGAGAGGGGACCCCGCGGUGUUUCUGGUCUCAACGGAGUGCCUGGGCCUCCAGGUCCCCCUGGUUUGAACGGUUACUGUGAGCCAUCGCAGUGCGUCAUGCCCGUGAUGGCACAGCCAGUCUCUGCAAAAGACUCUGGAAUGAAGGGCCCCAACGAGAUAUGAGAGGGGACCCGAGGUGAGCUGUGGGGAAAAUGAUAGAUAGAUUGGAGAGAAACCAAACUUCGACAGAAGAUUUGUCCAUUUGGGGUUUUAUCACUCGUUGCAACUGAAUUACUGCUGACACUAAAAACAUUCAACUUUUGAAGCAGCUUUCCAUAAAAGGUUUUAUUUUACUUCACUGUAGCCAUCUCUGAACUGUAAAAUAAAAGUGCAU